Balaenoptera musculus (blue whale) is the source of this 7239-nucleotide messenger RNA. It is a transcript of the gene SLC30A7, whose product is annotated as solute carrier family 30 member 7. Gene Ontology annotation, molecular function: zinc ion transmembrane transporter activity. Bases 191 to 1321 code for a protein of 376 amino acids. The record is from RefSeq and is a predicted model, not a curated record. The transcript is spliced from 11 exons. Gene Ontology annotation, biological process: transmembrane transport; zinc ion transport; intracellular zinc ion homeostasis. Lineage: Eukaryota; Metazoa; Chordata; Mammalia; Artiodactyla; Balaenopteridae. Gene Ontology annotation, cellular component: membrane; Golgi apparatus.
GCGCGGCUAGGGCCGGAAGUCGGCGGGUUCUGGGGUGUGUUUCUGAGUCUGUCUGUGUCUCGAAGCGGCGCGCGGCCCGGGGCAAGCGGGAUUCCCAGAUUCCCAUCUGAGGCGUCACCACUGUCACUACCAUCACCCACGGAGCCACUACUAGAGGGGAGUAGACCCGGCCCUUCGCCGGGCAGAGAAGAUGUUGCCCCUGUCCAUCAAGGACGAUGAAUACAAACCACCUAAAUUCAAUCUGUUCGGCAAGAUCUCAGGCUGGUUUAGGUCUAUCCUGUCGGACAAGACGUCUCGGAACCUGUUUUUCUUCCUGUGCCUGAACCUCUCUUUCGCUUUUGUUGAACUACUCUACGGCAUCUGGAGCAACUGCUUAGGUUUGAUUUCCGACUCUUUUCACAUGUUUUUUGAUAGCACUGCCAUUUUGGCUGGAUUGGCAGCAUCUGUUAUUUCAAAAUGGAGAGAUAAUGAUGCUUUCUCUUACGGGUAUGUUAGAGCGGAAGUUCUGGCUGGUUUUGUCAACGGCCUGUUUUUGAUCUUCACUGCUUUUUUUAUUUUCUCAGAAGGAGUUGAGAGAGCAUUAGCCCCUCCAGAUGUACACCAUGAGAGGCUGCUUCUUGUUUCAAUUCUUGGGUUUGCGGUAAACCUAGUAGGAAUAUUUGUUUUCAAGCAUGGAGGUCAUGGACAUUCUCAUGGCUCUGGCCAUGGACACAGUCAUUCCCUCUUUAACGGUGCUCUGGAUCAGGCACAUGGCCAUGGAGAUCAUUGCCAUAGUCAUGAAUUGAAACAUGGUGCUGCACAUAGCCAUGAUCACGCUCAUGGACAUGGACACUUUCAUUCUCAUGAUGGCCCCUCCUUAAAAGAAACAACAGGACCCAGUAGACAGAUUUUACAAGGUGUAUUUUUACACAUUCUAGCAGAUACACUUGGGAGUAUCGGUGUAAUUGUCUCUGCCAUCAUGAUGCAGAAUUUUGGUCUAAUGAUAGCAGAUCCUAUUUGUUCAAUCCUGAUAGCCAUGCUCAUAGUUUUAAGUGUUAUUCCUCUUUUAAGAGAGUCUGUUGGAAUAUUAAUGCAGAGAACUCCUCCCCUUUUGGAAAAUACUCUCCCUCAGUGCUAUCAGAGGGUGCAGCAGUUGCAAGGAGUUUACAGUUUACAAGAACAGCAUUUCUGGACCUUAUGUUCUGAUGUUUAUGUUGGGACCUUGAAAUUAGUAGUAGCACCUGAUGCUGAUGCCAGGUGGAUUUUAAGCCAAACGCAUAAUAUUUUUACUCAGGCCGGAGUGAGACAGCUUUAUGUACAGAUUGACUUUGCGGCCAUGUAACUGAAUGAAAAGAAAUUAUGCUUUUUGGGGGACCUAAGUUUUUCUGGUACUGUACAAUCCUAAUCAUUGUACCUAGCUUUUUAAAAAGAGAAAUCAUCACUACGACUCCCCAGCACCAAGUAGACCAGGUAGAGUCAGCCGAUUGUGCUCUGCCAGGAGUUUACAACUAAGGGAUCAGAAUUAAGAGGAUCUCUCCUGGACUUGUGGUCUUCUGUGCUUCUUCCCUCCAAACCAUUUUGAUUUCUGAGGUUUCUAGUUUUGUUCCAGGGUAUUGUUUUCUGUUUGUUUGUUUCCUUUGUUUUUCAUUUCAAAUGCCCUCACUCCCACCCCUCAUCCUAGCCAGUAAGAAAUUCAGACAGUGGGCCUCUAAUCAUCUGGAAUGUCUUCACUGAAGCUGCUGGAAACCACUGCUUUCAUUCCCAGAAAACCAGUGUUAUUUAAAAAAAAAAAAAGAAAAAGAAAAAUGGAAAUCUGCUUUAUAUGUAAUGUCACAGUCGUUGACGUUUUUCAAUAUAAUCACGUUUGUAAAAUUGUUUGUACCUUGCAAACUUAUGAACCAAACCAUAUUGGGUUUUCAAAGUGCCUUUGUAUCAGAAAAUGUAUUUGCCAGCAUAGAAAUGUACCAUCGAAGGUCAUGUAUAUGUUUUUUUUUUAAUGGGUAUUCUGUACAAAAUAAGACUCUUGUUAGUAAUGUAUACAGAUGUCUUUUUGUGUACUUGCAGCAUAGGUUUAGAUAUAUAAAAACCUGCCUUUUCUUGCUUUAUCCCAUCAAAAAAUAAAAGGUGUUAUUUUGCUUUUUAAAUCAAAUUCAGUUAUUACAUUAAAUUAUUUUGUGUACUGUGUUUUCAAAACUUUGCAAAUGCUUCUGUUAUACAGAUGGGUGUUUUGACUUACUUAAAACAUCUGCUAAAUUCCAAAUUUCUAUAAAAGCUACUGUGUCUGUGAUAAACUUUCGUAUAUCUCUCCUUGCUGUUUUUAUAGAUUCUGUUAAUGAAAGGAAAAGGCAUGUAGAGUGAAGGCAGAAAUGGUUGUGACAAUGUUAUUUUGCUUUUUCAUUCUUCAAACGCCAAGUCAUACGUUUUCCUGUGCAAGUGUUACACAAAUACAGUUGCUUUCAGGAAUCCUAAAGCAGCAUUUUAUUGACUUUGAAGUAUUAAAGGUACGGAGUAAAUGUGGUAACAUAGAACUCUUCCUAACACAGGUAUCUUGGAAGUUAAUAAAUAAGUUGAUUUCUAGGCUCUUGUGUGUUUGAAAAAUAAAAUUGCAAUUUGAGAUAAGUGCUUGAAUGUUCUACUUAAAUAUUCUCUGUGUUUUAUGAAGAAAUUGUUCUGGAUAGACAUUUUCCCAUUGUACUUCAUUUUAUCACAGUGUAUAUUCCCUUUUAGCUGAAAGGGAAAAAUUAAAAUUGUUGGGGGGAAAACCCUGCAGGAUGGAAAUGAAUGUUUAGAAUGUAGAUCAGUAAUAAGCACUUUUUCACUGAUGUGGCAGAAAUCACUGUUGAUUUUGUCUAAGUUUCAGAGUAUCUGUUUCCCUAUUUCUGACCUACAAUUUAUGAAAUAUACUGUGUUAGGAAAACUAUAGACUGCUUUCUUCAUGCUUUUCUAAACCGCUGCAGAUUGCCAUGAACUGUUGAUAGUCCCCUUUUUGCAGAUUAAGUAGUAUUUUCAAAACAUUUUUACUUACUGCCAGGCAGUUCUAAAGCUAAGAAUUCCUGCAAUAGAAUGCAUUUAACUGAAACAAUUGUUAAGAUGUUUCAGGAGGGAAAUAUAAAAGGAAAUGUCCUGAUAAUGGUACUGCUUUUUCAUUAUAAGUAGUCACUUGGAAGUUUGCAUCCACUACCAAGCCUGAGAGAAGCCUGCGAUAUUCUAUAGGUUUUGGCAUAUUGUGGAAAAUGACAGAUCUAGAUGAAGGCGGGGAUUUUAGAGGUGUGCGUUUAAAAACUAAUUAUGUGAAAUUGUACUGAUAUUUCACAUACAGAGAUAAUAUUUGCACUGGCCUGUAAAAUUUACAGUGCACAUUGAAGAUCCAAUUCUGCCUUUCACUGAGGCCUCCAUUCCAAGUGAAGUUUCUUGUCAAAAUAUGCAUCACUUUAUUUAACUAUGCUCUCAAUACACAAGUGCAUGAGUAUGGUUUUUUUGUUUGAUAAGGAACAGAGUAUAUAUAUAGGACAUUUGACUGAGAUGAAACUCUUAGUUUUGCACCUGUUACAAGAGAGCUCCAGUUCAUAUCAUUUAGCAGGUUGGCAUUAACAUUUAUGCUUUAAUGAAAUGUUCUUAAACCUGUGUGUGCAGCAGGACAAAAAGGAAUUUUUUUCUCCCUCUUAGGAAAUACUUUGUCUUCUCAAUGUUCUUGGCACAGAUGUAUUGCUGAAGUAGAUAAUUUCACUGAGAAAUACUCCUUGAUUAUUCUUAUAAAUUUAGAAUUCAAUGUUCUUGGCACAGAUGUAUUGCUAAAGUAGAUAAUUUCACUGAGAAAUACUCCUUGAUUAUUCUUAUAAAUUUAGAAUGUCCCUAUUGUUGGCCUAAUUCUUGGGGGAAAAAUAUCUGAGUAUAACUUUGCUAAUAUUUUAAAAACCAAAUAUUCUCUGGAGAAAAAAAUUGUAUUGCUCAGGGAAUGUUUACCUUGCCAAGUAAACUUCCCCAAAGAGAAAUAUACCUAUACUAGUUUUGUGUUUUAAAAUCUAGAUUCUAUUGAUCGAGAUGAAGGGCUUAACCUAUGUACGGCUCCCUUAUUUUGCUUACUCCUUGUGCACUUUGUGAAGGACAGUAUCUAGUUUAUCUGUAGCUCAGUGUUCCUCACAUAUCCCCACGGCAUCUUCUGCAGAGGCAUAAGGAAGUGGUAACAGAUGUUACUGGCAUUUUCCAUGUACCUGGAAUGCUCCAGUGUUCUUCAAAGCCUACUGGUAAACACCAAUAACCAAAAUACUGUGACUUUUGUGCAUCUUUGUAAAGCAGCCAAAUCGUUGACUCCAGAUGCAGGUGAUCAGAGUUCUAUAAUGUUUUUACCUACCAUGGUAUAAUCAGUCUUACAGAAUUAUUAAUAUGGUAGCAUCCUCUUAUAUAAUGCUGGGAUUUAAGAACAAAAAUAAUUCAUUGCUUAACAUAGAAUUUUACAUCCAAGUAGACUGUCCUUAGAAGCAGUCUCAUUCUACCUCUCACUUUACAGAUGAGAAAAUUGAAGCGCAGAAAUGCUGUCAUUUAUUCAAGGUCACAGAGAUAAUGAGUGACAAAGCCAAGACCAGAAUCCAGGUUUUCUGACUUACUGUGCUUUGUCUCCAGUGUAAUUCUGUAAAUGUGUUGAAGAGGCAUUUUUAAAUAAAGGACGUCUGACCUCCAUUUUUGGUACAUUAAGGCACUUUAUAAAUGGAGUUUUUUUAUUGUCUUAUUUUUCAUAGCUAAUUAUGAGAGUUAGAAUAUUAUUUCCAUAGUAUUCUUCAUGAAAGAUACGAUUAACUUUUUUACUCUUUUUUACUUUUUUACUCUUCUGGAACCAGUUUCUGAUUUUUUUUUUAAAAAUAGUGACAGGUGUGCAUUGGAUACUUUUAACUUGUGAGUAAAUUUUUCUGUUAAUUGCCCAAGACUAAAUCCAAUUUAAGGAUUGUUUAAUUUCUUUAUUUUGUUUAAAUUCUGUGAAUUGGUGCUUUUUAGAAACCAGGCUAAUUCAUAGGUCAUAUCAUUUCAUCCUUGUUAAGUUUUCAGUCACCGGAGAGCUCUUGAAUUCUUAACGUUUUUCUCAGAGCCGCACAAAACUGGGCAUUAAAUGUUGUAUAGAAUAAAACAAUUUUUAAUAGGGUAAAAUUUUGAAGUCUUAUCAGAAUCCCAAAUGCUAAACUGCUACUUUCAACUCUUCAUUAAAAGCAUUACCUUGAGAAGUUAAAAAAAAUAAAAGAGAAAGAAACUUUUUUUCUUUCUGUCACUAUCUUCGAAACAAAUUAUUUUCCACUUCACCAGAACUUUGACAAAAAAGGAAAUUAUUUUAUUCUUUAAAGAACAUUCAAUAAAAGUUUUAUUCGUAGAGGAUUCUUUCAAGACACAAUCCCCAAAAGCCUUAGUGAUCCAGACUUCUAUCAUAGACUCUAGACAAUGAAAAAUUAUGUAUCAAAAAAAGUAUUUGCAGAGAAGUAUAGUUCUAUUUAAAGGUCAAAUAGAUGUCUUUGAGGGUGUCUUUGGUUUAUGUUUAACCAUUUCCUAACUACAAAUUAUACAGAAAGGGUGGGGUUACUUUUAUUAAGUGUUUAUGUAUCAGGCUCUUUGGCCUUUUUCAUGUUAUCACAUUUAAAAUCCUCAUAUUUUUAUAAAGAAGGAUUUUUCCAUGAUUUUGAUCCAUAGAUCUUUUUCAGAUAUAUUUUACCUUCUGAUUCUCCUAACAUUCUUGUGAGGAAGGAAUUAAUUCAUAACUCCAUCUUACAGAUAAGGAAGCUGUUGCGAGAGAAUGUAAAUGACCGAACUGGGGCAUAGCCAGUGGUAGAGCGCUGACUCUAGAUCCAGUACUUCUUGGUGACAACUACUCUGUUUUGUAUGUCAUUCUACAAUGAUUUAAAGGUCCAAGAAGUUGUAGCAGAUCUAAACACACUCUCCUUUAAAAUCAUGAACCAUCACCAUGAAAAAAUUGAUAUAGGGGAAUAGUUGUUAUAUAUAUACAUUGGUUAGACUCAUUCCUUCUUUGGAUGCUCUCUUAUGCUUAUUACCUUUGCCAUUUAACUUAAACUGUGCAGGCUAAAAAGAGCAAUCAGAGCUCUUUUAAGCACUUUUAAGAACUUUUUUUAAAAAAAGAAAGUAAAAAGUUUUCUUGACACUCACAGAGUAAGCUGCUUAAAAGGGACCGAUUCAAUAGUGUCAGCGCCAGUGUGUGAAGAGAAACUGAACUCCUGGCCAAGAGACAUUAACCUAGUUAGUAGGAAGUUGUCUUCCAAGAAGUACAAAUAAUUUUGCACUGCAUGAGAGGGAUACAUAGGAUUUGAUUUACAACAUUACAUUUUAUAGACACCUUUUCAAAAGGAAGAAAUAUAUUUCGCAAUUAGUAGUAAUCUAUGCUUAAACUUAAUAAUAUUUAACUUUGAACUCUUCCCAUGGCUUUGAAAAUUUAAUAUUUGUAAUUUCGAUCCUGAUGGAAAGUCUGUAAAAAAGAAUGUCUUUGUCUCAUACAUCCUAUUGUCACCAAACUUAGCAUGAAUUUACACUUACACACUUAGUAAAUGUUUGGAUAACCAGUGAGUAAAUAUUGUAGACAGCAGUGGAUACACAAGUAAGGACUGGGGACAGGUAAACCAGUAAUUUAUUGUUUAUUACAGAAGACAUCUCAGCUUUUCUUUGGCAUUUUUGCACAAAUAAGUGACUUUAUAUUCACUUUGGCUAUUUUUUUUUUUUUCAAGUAGCCCUGUAAGCUAGCUGCUCCUUCAUUUUAAUACAGGAACAGUGGAAAUAUCGAGAUGUUUUCCAUUUUGCGUGCUGUGUUGGACAGGAAUUUCGUAGAACUGGGACUGUGGAACCUGGGUCACUUGAAUUUUUAUAUUUUGUAUAGCCAAAUGAGAAACCACACUCUCCUUUGUUUUUAUAGAAAAUUGCCAUAUUCCUAUUACUUUAAGGACCUGUGUAUAACAUUCUAUUUCACUUAUCCCAGGUGUAUUUUCAUCCAAAACUCUUUCAAAGGUAUAUCUUGAAGGUACUUCUAUAAAAACAACACUACAUGUAUUCAUUAAGUGAUUUAAACAUUCCUAAGAUAGCUUUUAUCUUCUCUUUUUCCCCUAUAAAUACUAAAUUUCAGUAGAGCUUCUCUGUAUUUCUUUACUUAUUUUCCAUCUCUUUUCAUUGCUGCUUCCAAUGUAAAACUUCCCUUUUUCACUAGUGGAAAAAAAAAAAAGCUUUAUUUUGAAUUUUAGUAUUUGAGUUUUAUGUAUCAUAUAUCAUGCAUCGAUUAGG